Brugia pahangi is the source of this 216-nucleotide messenger RNA. Lineage: Eukaryota; Metazoa; Nematoda; Chromadorea; Rhabditida; Onchocercidae. The record is from the annotation of a GenBank genome assembly.
AUGGCACAAGGGAUCAGACUAAAUUUCCGGCAAGGUUCUUUUUCGGCCGGCAAUGAAAGCUAUCACGGACAUCUUCCAGUUAGAAUUGUGCUAAUCGAACAGAAAUUAAGUUUGCGAAUCACUGCUUUAUCCUUGCAUUACUUUGACGGUUUUGUUGAAAUGGCUGAAACGUUACUGUUGUUAUGUGAAAGUAAGAGUUUGGAAGAAUUAGAGUAA